This is a messenger RNA of Aureobasidium subglaciale EXF-2481, 591 nucleotides long. RefSeq lists its product as uncharacterized. Bases 1 to 591 code for a protein of 196 amino acids. NCBI's taxonomy places the organism in Eukaryota, Fungi, Ascomycota, Dothideomycetes, Dothideales, Saccotheciaceae. The transcript has a single exon. The record is from RefSeq and is a predicted model, not a curated record.
AUGAGAUUCACCAAAGCAAUCGCCCUCCUGGCCACUGCCUCCUCAACCCUCGCAGCACCCCUCCAAGCCCGUCACGAUGCCACGAAAGCAUUCACCCUCGACAUCUCCUUCAGCAACAGCCCCCUGAAUGGCCCCAUCCAAGCCUCCAACGGCUCCUUUUACAUCGGAAAACCCCCCUCCACCUCCUGCCCCUCUGACAUCCCCGACUGCCCUCCCGGAAACACCACAACCUUCACAUCCACCUCCGGCUUACUCCACCUCAACACCGAAGUCCCCGGCGGCCAACAAGUCUACAUUUCCCCCGAGGGCCUUUUGACCUACACACUCCCCCACUCUGCCGCUAUACCCCUAGGCUCGCAGGUCACAGGUUUCGACAUCUCGCCGGCAAAUCAAAUGGCCAAAUUCUUUGAUUUCUGGCUGUGUAGUGUGGAUGCAGAGUAUAAAGUUUGGAGGAUUUGGGCAGAGUAUAGAGAUGAGGAGGGAGCGGUCAAGCAGAAUGGAUAUACGGGGGAAAAUGCUUGUACGAUGGUUAGUUUGCUGGCGGGCGAUGUUGAGGGGGACGAUCACGGUGCUUGGCAGUAUGAUUCAUGA